This is a messenger RNA of Grammomys surdaster, 1833 nucleotides long. It is a transcript of the gene Seh1l, whose product is annotated as SEH1 like nucleoporin. Gene Ontology annotation, biological process: cellular response to amino acid starvation; positive regulation of TORC1 signaling. Bases 124 to 1386 code for a protein of 420 amino acids. The record is from RefSeq and is a predicted model, not a curated record. NCBI's taxonomy places the organism in Eukaryota, Metazoa, Chordata, Mammalia, Rodentia, Muridae. Gene Ontology annotation, molecular function: structural molecule activity; protein binding. The transcript has 9 exons. Gene Ontology annotation, cellular component: nuclear pore outer ring; Seh1-associated complex.
UGGCACGCCGGGGCGACGCGGGCAGGCGAGGGCCGACGUGCCGUACGUGCCUCCGCGGCGGUCCCGGGGCUGCGGGCCGCACCGCCGCCCUCUCGGAGGCGGGCCGGGCAGACGGCGGCGGCCAUGUUUGUGGCGCGCAGCAUCGCGGCGGACCACAAGGACCUCAUCCACGAUGUGUCUUUCGACUUCCACGGGCGCCGGAUGGCCACCUGCUCCAGCGAUCAGAGCGUCAAGGUGUGGGAUAAGAGUGAGAGUGGAGAUUGGCAUUGUACAGCUAGUUGGAAGACACAUAGUGGAUCUGUAUGGCGUGUGACGUGGGCCCAUCCUGAGUUUGGACAAGUUUUGGCUUCCUGUUCCUUUGACCGAACAGCAGCUGUAUGGGAAGAAAUAGUAGGAGAAUCAAACGAUAAACUUCGAGGGCAGAGUCACUGGGUGAAGAGGACAACUCUAGUGGACAGCAGAACAUCUGUCACUGAUGUGAAAUUUGCUCCCAAACAUAUGGGUCUGAUGUUAGCAACCUGUUCAGCAGAUGGUAUAGUAAGAAUAUACGAGGCUCCAGAUGUUAUGAAUCUCAGCCAGUGGUCUCUACAGCAUGAGAUCUCAUGUAAGCUGUGCUGCAGCUGUAUUUCUUGGAACCCUUCCAGCUCUCGUGCUCAUCCCCCCAUGAUUGCUGUGGGAAGUGAUGACAGCAGUCCAAAUUCAAUGGCCAAGGUUCAGAUUUUUGAAUACAAUGAAAAUACCAGGAAAUAUGCGAAAGCUGAGACUCUUAUGACAGUCACGGAUCCUGUCCAUGAUAUUGCGUUUGCUCCAAAUUUGGGAAGAUCUUUCCAUAUCCUGGCAAUAGCAACCAAAGAUGUAAGAAUUUUCACAUUAAAACCUGUGAGAAAAGAACUUACUUCUUCUGGUGGUCCAACAAAAUUUGAAAUCCAUAUUGUGGCUCAGUUUGAUAAUCAUAAUUCUCAGGUCUGGAGGGUGAGCUGGAACAUAACAGGAACAGUACUAGCAUCUUCAGGAGAUGACGGCUGUGUUAGGUUGUGGAAAGCUAAUUACAUGGACAAUUGGAAAUGUACUGGUAUUUUGAAAGGUAACGGGAGCCCAGUAAAUGGGAGUUCUCAGCUGGGAAACUCAAAUCCUUCACUGAGCUCAAAUAUUCCAAAUCUUCAAAAUUCAUUAAAUGGAACUUCUGCUGGCAGGUAUUUCUUUCCCCCUCUGGAUUCCCCACGGGCUGGAUCAAGAUGGUCCAGUUGUGCCCAGCUCCUUCCUCCUCCUGCUCCUCUGCUAGAGCACUCUUGCGAUGCUGACACUGCCAACCUCCAAUAUCCUCACCCUCGCAGAGGAUACCUCUCUCGGCCUCUUAAUCCCUUACCUGAGAAUGAAGGGGUGUAAAACACUGACUUAAAGGCCUUAUUAUCCAGAUGCUUGUAAAUGCUUUUAUUCUGGGCUGCUUUUUGGUUUCUUCAUUUUCCUUUAGAAGAUCCUUCUUAUUUAGGGCAUGUCUUGCAUGUAUCACAACUCAAGUGUUUGAAACCAAACCUGUGUUUGUACUUCUGCGCCAGGAAUCCUUGGCUUCACUAGUUGGUUACCUUUGAUGAGCUUCAAAAAAGCAGUAUUAACUGUGAAAGAUUGCCAGUAUCUGAUUCAAAGUGCCUGUCUUGUAAAUUCUGUGUGGAAUUGUUAUCAUAGAGUUCAGUUUUGUCUGUUGAUAGGUAGCUUCAUAGGAAAGCAUAUCAUUGUGAACUUCACUCUGUAUUUCAGACAUUAAGAAAUGUUUUGAAUUUUAUAGAUAUUACAAAUGACUGUAAAAUAAAUCAUUCCUGUGUAUAAAGCAGCAAA